AUGGCGUCCGUGUCAGAAGCAAACAGUGGAAAUAUGGCGACUCACCAGCCUGAGGAGAAUCGUGAGCAGAGAUCAAAUGAAGAUCAUCCGUCGGGAACGCCUGUUAAUACUUCAACCAGUGAAGAGCAAACAACUUCCAGUGUUUCUAGAGAAGCCCUUAGCUCGAGUAGCUCAGGAUCCGAUUUGGAAAUCGCUUCGAAGGAAUAUCGAACUUUUGAAAAGCGUGCACCAACGUAUUCACAGAGAUUUGGCGGCCGCGACCGUGUGGUAAUGUGUCGUUAUAACCCGACCCACAUGUUCGACAUACUCGAAAUCGACAAGCAUCAAGAAAUUUGCAAGGAUCGCCUCCGUCUCGAAAAAUAUGGAUGCUGA
This is a messenger RNA of Ostertagia ostertagi, 372 nucleotides long. The record is from the annotation of a GenBank genome assembly. Lineage: Eukaryota; Metazoa; Nematoda; Chromadorea; Rhabditida; Trichostrongylidae.